AUGUCAGACCGGUACUACCGCCUGGUGACUCUGCUCCUUGACAUCAGUCUCCCAGCUCUGAGGGAUCUUUUUGUACAUUGCGCCAAGAAUGAUCCAAAUGUUAAAUUCAAAACACUAGAGGGAUACAUGAACAGUCGUAAAAACGUAGUCGACUCCUUACUCAGAAAAAGAGUUCUUCGAAAAGAUCAAUUUGAUAUUGUAUUUCCAACAUCAGGAAAGUUUGACGAAACCAAAUGGGACAUGUCCUUAUUGACAUCACUUCUCCUAAGCAUGUUCGGACAAACAACAGCUCAUGUAAAAAAUGAAAUACAGCUCAUAAGAGAAAUGCGGAAUAAACUGUCACACAGAUCUGACACAAGCAUGAUAGAAACAGAAUACAACGCUAUUUGGACAGAUACUUAUGAUUCGACCGUCAAUGUGAUUUCUCUUCUCAAGAAUCCUCUUGACACAAAGAAAGUGGAAAAGGACAUCACCAGUCUCAAAACUCGCUCCCUUGACCCUUCCAAAACACUUGAAAUCAUAAACACUUGGUAUCAGAGUGUCGGCUUGGAGAAUGCUGCCGAGAUACGAUAUCUGAGAGAAGAAGUGGGGGAAAUGAAGCAGCGGUUAGAGGAAGUUGGAAACACUACCUCCUUUACUUCUCGUGCAAUAAAGAAAGCUACAGUCAAAGGGAAAGACAGAUCAGGUAAACCGUCAAAGAGAAUGAAGAUGUGGAGUCAACACUUGGAUAGACUUAAACGUAAUUUCACAAAGACAAUGUCGAAAUGUUUACAAGAAGACUUUAUUCCGCCCGAAGAAGUUGGAACACUUCGACAAAAGCUUGAAGAAAAUCACCUUGCUGUUGUGGUCGGAUAUGGAGAGAGCGCCUAUCUUUCAACUGUGCUAUAUGCCAUCAAACAAAGUGAGUAUGAGCCCAAGCUGUGUGUGUUGCUUACAGACCCUUCCGAUUGGAUUCAUGUCGACCCAGAUGAUGUGAAGCUUGUUGUUUUCAAGGAUCCAUUUGGAAUCUCUGAAUGUGAUGAAAACAAAGCUACAGCUAUGUUCAACAAACUAGACGACAUACAGAACUCCUGUGAGGACUCCAAUAUGGAUGUUAUAAUUGCUUCCAAGGGAGAAAUCCUAAACGCGGCAAUGCGAGAUUUAGGAAAGACACACGAAAUCCUUGAGGACCAGAUAAAAGUUUACAAAGGAAUAAGUUCACCUUCGCCCUCCGAUCUGAUAGAGGAAAUGACAAUGAAAAGAGAUCCCACUGUGUAUUCAAGAAAUGUUUCUCAGAUGAACAAACGUUACGUAGAAGAUCUUCAAAAGACAACACUCAAUACAAAUGAUGAUAUAAGCUAUAGAACGAUUUUGUCCAAACUCAACGAAGCACACUGUGUGGUUUUGUCGACUACAGAUAGUGAGGGCCUUCCAAAAUGCAUUACUUCUCUGGCAGCAGAUUUCCCGAACUUGUUCACCGUGUUCCAAAGAGACGAUAUCAUGCAAACCAAACUGGACAGCACGGGCGUAGUUGUGGUAGUUGACAUGGCGGGGAAAUAUGUGUUUGACAUGUUGAAAGCAAACCAAUGGUUGGAGACAUUCGACUAUAUGAAGCCAAUGGUGAACAAUGGGAAACCAAACAUUGCGGUCGUGAUGGACAAGGCGAGGCUGCAUGAGUGCCUUCGGAAAACAGGAAUGCAUUGGAUUUUUCAAAACGUCUUGGAAAUUCUUCCGUCAGGAGAAAUUUUCGAAGUUGACGCCCAGAAAGUUAUUAUUAACGAAGUUGUGAUACCAAACAGCGUCAGCAUGCAGACUGACCCAACCCUGAGACACGUGGCCGACAUGAAGCUGCUGCACCGAGACAAGGAUGAUGACGAUGACAUGGUAGAGUCGGGCGGUAUAAGCGGAAUGACCGUGGUGGAGGACAGAUUACUGGUGGCCGUGGACAAUAGUUAUUAUUGUUUGCGUUGUUUUGAUUUGAGCACAAGUACACAGAUAUCGAGGUAUGAUAUGCAAGGAGACGAGCCAUAUGAUAUAACAACACUACCUGGUUGUCGAGUAGCUGUGACACUUCCUUUUGCUGGUCCUUUUGCUGGUGAAAUUCAUUUCCUGGAAGUGAAAUCUCAGUCCGGAGAGUUUUUGUUUAUUAAUAAGAUAAACGUUGAUAAAGGAUGUUGUGGAAUAGUGUACAGUGAUGACAAACUGAUAGUAUCAUAUCCGGGUUAUACAUCCAAUAACGUACAAAUACUGGACAUGGAGGGCAACGUGCAGCAGGUGUUCGAGAAGGACACUCACGGUGAGAAUCUGUUCAAAUGGCCCGAACACGUGGCCGUUAGCCCUGACCACAACACAAUAUACGUAUCUGACUGGGAGAAGGACACGGUGACUGCCCUGACGCGGGAUGGUCAUGUGCUCGGGGUUUUACAGGAUAAGGACAAUCUAAGUAGUUCACGUGGAUUAACUGUUGAUGCCACAGGUUGUGUGUACGUAUGUGAUUGUAAUUCCAACACUGUGUGCCUAGUGUCCCCAGAGACCGGCUCUGUCACCAGGCUGCUGGGGGAGGAGGAUGGUAUUCAGAAUCCACAGAGUGUGGCAGUAUGUGAUAAAACACGCCGUCUGUAUGUUGGGAUGUGGCGCAGCAGUGAAAUUAAAGUGUUCAAAAUAGAAUAAUGAAACUUAUUAUAGAAAGGUUACUUAUAUUGCCUAUAUUAUAAUGAUUUAUUUUAACGAUGAUGUUGAAAGGCGUCUGUUGAAUUGUAAUGGAAGUUCACAAGAUUAUGUUGUAUGAGUGUAUACCCGAUCAGAAUAACAUCGUGACAUUGCUUAUUCAGUCUUAAAUAUCAAACAUCAACAUCACAUUUUAAGUUGUACUUCAUGUUGUUGUUGUUGUUUUCAAGCAAAUGCAACACGAGUUGUGUCUUUCGUUUAAUAGUGAUUAUAUAUUUACAAACGAUCAUAACUUUUAAAAAAAGAAUAAUUUAAUAUCAUCAUUUAUAAUUAAUGUUCCACUUUCACUGUGAUUCGAUACCGAUUGUAUGCUUUACUGAAAUGGUGAUAACGCCUACUAGAUGAUACACCUAACAGGGAGGAAAAAGUGACAUAUUUAGGUAGAAAAUGGUUUAAGGAAUAGUUAGAUGAAAUGAAGUGAAUUCUUGAUUAUUAAGAAUAAUAACUUUAUUUAAAUAAUAAUAAUAAUAAUAAUAACUUUAUUUAAAGAAGGUAACACAUUAAGACAUAGGCAUCAUAUUAUAAACAAACAUAACACACGACUUAUUUACAAUGUGGCCUUCUGAAAGAACAUACACACGCACACACACAUAAAUGCUUAGAAUGAAAACGUAAGCAUAAAUUUAUGUUAUUUCAAAAGGGUACGUAUUAAAAUGUUAUACGAAAACAUAAAGAAACAUGAAUAUAAUACAUUAAUUAUAAGAUCAAUGCCGAACAUUACAUCAAUUUGUACAUAAAGGUUAACAAAUCGUAUCAUUAAAAUUUAUUAACUGAGUAAGUAGGACAGUCACACAUGUAUUUAACACCUUAAUCGAGAUAUAUAUAAUGUAAAAAAAACAAUAGUCAUGGAAUUAUGCGUACAAUUCUUACAACGGUUUUUGCAAUUGAUGAUGUAAAAAGAACUUCUUGCAGCAGGCUUUAAAUGUAUUUUCCGUGUUCGAUUUACGUAUUCGUUCUGGUAAAGAGUUCCAAACUGUCCCGCUGUAGCAUGCAAACGAGUGUUUCUUGUAUUGAGUUUUAUGUCGAAUGUGGGCAAUGUCUUGUCGCGUAGAAGAUCGUAAUCCAUAUCUUGUAUUGUUUGAUAACUUUAUAAUGUCUCUUAUAUAACUCGGUGUAAGAUUGUUAAUAGAUUUAUAUACCAUAACAGCCGUUUGAUAUUUGCAACGGUAUUCAAAUUGAAGCCAUUCUAAUUGUUUAAAUAAUUCAUGCGAUGGCGUUCUAAUAGGCUUAAAGAGAAUAAUUUUAGCAGCUCUUUUUUGAAGCAUGGUUAUUCGUUUCGUAUGCGUUUGCUUGCUUUUCCCCCAAACACUACAACAAUAGUCAAACAUAGGAAGUAUAUACGAUUUAUAAAACAAAUGUCUCAUUUGAUCCGUUAAAAAGUAAUUAAGUCUUUUUAAAAGAGCUAUCUUUGCAGUUACUUUCUUGCAGACAAAGUCAACUUGCAGGUUCCAUGACAAUGAUGAAUCAAUAACAAUUCCAAGCAAUUUCUUCGAAGUUACAUUUUCAAUAAGUACAUUGUCUACGAAUAAUUUGAGUGCACAUGCAUUUCUUAACUUUGCAUUUGAACCCAGCAACAUGCAAUUCGUUUUCAAUGGAUGUAUUGCCAUGUUGUUUAUUUUGCACCACUCCGAUAUUAUAUCUAAAUUUAUUUGCAACGUACGUUCAAUUUCCUGCGUAUUUGAACUUUUUGCAUAUAGGGUAGUAUCAUCAGCAUAUAAGUCAAUCAAGGAAUUUUCUAUUUCAAAGGUAAUGUCAUUAAUAUAUAUAAGAAAAAGAAUAGGUCCAAGAAUGGAUC
Molecule: messenger RNA, 4501 nt
Organism: Mya arenaria
Lineage: Eukaryota; Metazoa; Mollusca; Bivalvia; Myida; Myidae
Exons: 7
Coding region: 1-2649 (882 amino acids)
Source: RefSeq, a predicted model, not a curated record